GUUAGAAAACUGAACUCGAAGGAAGAUCAUUCUUCAGCUGUGUUCUUCAGAGAUACAAAACUUAUAAACCAUUUUGCGUAAGUACAGUUGGUGCAUUUAUUUUCAGUAAUUUUAGCCUUUUUUUCAAUAAUUAACAAUACUUAAAUAUGGAUGACGAAGCUGAAACUUACAAACUCUGGCGAAUUCGAAAAACUGUAAUGCAGUUAUGCCACGAUAGAGGCUAUCUAGUAACUCAAGAUGAAUUAGAUCAAACACUGGAACAGUUCAAGGAACAUUUUGGAGAUAAACCCAGUGAAAAAAGGCCUUCUAGAAGUGAUUUAAUUGUAUUAGUAGCCCAUAAUGAUGAUCCCACAGAUCAGAUGUUUGUUUUUUUCCCUGACGAACCUAAAAUCGGUAUUAAGACUAUAAAAACUUAUUGUCAAAGAAUGCAGGAUGAAAACAUACAUCGAGCAAUAAUAGUAGUUCAGGCUGGUAUGACACCUUCAGCUAAGCAGUCCUUAGUUGACAUGGCACCCAAAUAUAUCUUGGAACAGUUUUUAGAAUCGGAAUUGUUAAUUAAUAUUACUGAGCAUGAAUUGGUUCCAGAGCAUGUUGUGAUGAACAUGGAAGAAAAACAAGAACUUUUGGCAAGAUACAAACUAAAAGAGAAUAUGCUUAUGAGAAUUCAAGCUGGUGAUCCUGUUGCUAGAUAUUUUGGAUUGAAAAGAGGACAGGUGGUCAAGAUCAUUAGGCCUUCCGAAACAGCUGGACGGUACAUUUCUUAUCGUUUGGUGUGUUAGAUUAAUAAGAACUUUUGUAUUAUAUAAAUUAUUAAAUAAAAAUAUAUGUAUUUUUUGCUA
Molecule: messenger RNA, 839 nt
Organism: Sitophilus oryzae (rice weevil)
Lineage: Eukaryota; Metazoa; Arthropoda; Insecta; Coleoptera; Curculionidae
Gene: Rpb5
Product: DNA-directed RNA polymerases I, II, and III subunit RPABC1
Exons: 6
Coding region: 147-779 (210 amino acids)
Biological process (GO): DNA-templated transcription
Cellular component (GO): RNA polymerase III complex; RNA polymerase I complex; RNA polymerase II, core complex
Molecular function (GO): DNA-directed RNA polymerase activity; DNA binding
Source: RefSeq, a predicted model, not a curated record